GGUAGUCUAGCUAGACACAUAGAAUAAACAAUAAGUACAAGCCGAAACGGAGACUACAGACAUAUUAUUUUUCGUGUGAAUUUUUGUGUGAAAUAUUUUACAACAAUGUCUGAACGCCAGAACAAUUUCUUCAAGGCAAAAUUGGCUGACCAGGCCGAUCGACACACAGACAUGGCUGAGGCCAUGAAGAGUACCGUUUUGAUGGGCGAAGUGCUAACUGUGGAGGAGCGCAACUUGUUCUCGGCUGCAUACAAGAAUCGUAUUGGGAAGGUGCGUUAUUCGUGUCGCGUCCUUAACUCGAUCGAAAGGAAGGAGACGGGCGUCGUUAGCGUGGAGCAUCUGGGGGUGAUCCGCAAAUACCGCGAAGACUUGGAGGAAGAGCUGGCUGACAUCUGUAUGACCGUGCUAAAUUUGAUCAACACACAUCUACUUUCUAAUGUCCCUGACAACGAGGGCAAAGUAUUCUACUACAAGAUGCGGGGUGACUACUUUCGCUAUUUGGCCGAAUUUACCAUCGGCGCGGACUUCAAGCAGGCGUCUGAGCAGUCGCUGUGCUCUUACAAUAGAGCCUGGGAAUUGGCAACGGAAUUGGCUCCAACACACCCCAUUCGCUUGGGUCUGGCACUGAACUUAUCGGUUUUCUACUACGAGAUUAUGCACUUUACCGAGAAGGCCAUCGACUUGGCAAAGCCCGCUUUCGAUGAUGCCAUUGCAGAACUGGAUAAGCUGAACGAAGAAAGCUACAGAGACUCGACACUUAUCAUGCAGCUGCUGCGCGACAACCUCUCACUCUUGACGUCUGCCUUGCAGCAAGAAACGGCACAAGAAGACAACACCGAAGAUGGUGGCGAGCCUGAGAACCAGACCAAGGAGGGAGACCUGGAUGAAAUGGAUAAAUAUUAAUCUAAGUAGUCCUGUCCUGCACACGGUUCUUGAACACUACACUUUCGGACUCAAUUCUUUGUAAGCAACACUAAAAAAUGAUGUGACAAAGUCACAUUACGGACGCGUAUCGACCGCUAUGCAGAUAGAAGUUGAUGGUGAGUCUAGGGACAACAAAAACACGGCAUCAUACGUACAAGAAGAAACAGAGUUCUUAACCGAUUUUUGGAGGAUUACAACAGUAACACGAAACGCAACCAGAAACAGCAACAACUCGAAGAAGCAAGGCCUGGUGGCCGUGAAUGUGGAAAGAAGACUCCGUGAGCGCCAACAGCAGCCUCCCACCCAAGACCUAUAAAAAUAUCAGCCGCAGUUGGUAUUAAUACAAACCUUUAAAAAUAAG
Molecule: messenger RNA, 1285 nt
Organism: Drosophila obscura
Lineage: Eukaryota; Metazoa; Arthropoda; Insecta; Diptera; Drosophilidae
Product: 14-3-3 protein epsilon-like
Exons: 3
Coding region: 106-903 (265 amino acids)
Biological process (GO): signal transduction
Cellular component (GO): cytoplasm
Source: RefSeq, a predicted model, not a curated record